AUCCGGAAAUUCCAAGUAGAAUGGGAACAAUUAACAAUGUAAAAAAUUUUGAUGCAAAUUUCUUCGGAUUAUCUUUCGAGCAAACACACACACUCUCGCCCGAAGCGAGAAUGUUACUGGAACAUUCUUAUGAAGCAAUAAUCGACGCAGGAAUCAAUCCAAAGCAAUUACGAGGAAAAGAUACUGCUGUAAUUAUGGCAACAUCUUAUACUGAAUUACAAAAAUCCUCUUUAUAUAAUACCACUCAGUUAGGAGGUCACAAUAUUAUUGGAUGUAGCAAAUCUACACUCGCAAACAUGAUUUCAUAUCAUUUUGAUCUGAAAGGACCAUCAUAUGUUGUCGAUUCAGCAUGCAGUUCUAGCCUUUAUGCCUUGGCCAGGCCUUACCCUUUAAAUCGCGUUAAGGAACAAUGUCCUGCGAUUCCGGGAAGCCGAGAUAUUGGCGUUUUGUCAUUCAACGGUUAUUGCAGACCUUUUGAUAUUGCUGCAAAUGGUUAUGUGCGUAGCGAAACAGUAUCAGUAAUAUAUCUUCAAAAGGUGAAGAAUGCGAAGAGGAUUUAUGCAAUAUGUCCGCAUAUUAAAUUAAACUGUGAUGGUUAUAAAGAAGAAGGAAUAACAUACCCAUCGUCGUUUAUGCAAAGUACUUUACUAACAGAAUUUUAUAAUGAAUGCGGAAUACCGACAUCUUGUUUGGAUUACAUAGAGGCACAUGGCACCGGUACCAAAGCUGGCGAUCCCCCAGAAAUUAGUGCUAUCUCUAAUGUAUUGUGUAAUAAUAGAGAAACUCCAUUAAUGAUCGGCUCUAUAAAAUCCAAUCUUGGUCAUGCUGAACCUGCUAGCGGUUUCACUCAAAUCGCUAAGGUAAAACAAUUGAGUUUGCUUAGCACGUCAGAAUUUUGA
Messenger RNA from Wasmannia auropunctata (little fire ant), 899 nucleotides. Its product is annotated as fatty acid synthase-like. Gene Ontology annotation, molecular function: fatty acid synthase activity; 3-oxoacyl-[acyl-carrier-protein] synthase activity. The transcript has 5 exons. The coding region runs from base 21 to 899 and encodes 292 amino acids. The record is from RefSeq and is a predicted model, not a curated record. Gene Ontology annotation, biological process: fatty acid biosynthetic process. Lineage: Eukaryota; Metazoa; Arthropoda; Insecta; Hymenoptera; Formicidae.